Molecule: messenger RNA, 531 nt
Organism: Cotesia congregata
Lineage: Eukaryota; Metazoa; Arthropoda; Insecta; Hymenoptera; Braconidae
Source: the annotation of a GenBank genome assembly
AUGGAGGCCGGGGGGCUCCUGCCCCAUCAGCCUUCGCAAGGCCCCCCCGGCUCGGGCACCGGCCCUGGUAACUUGACUAUUUGCGCGGGUGUUCCUAAUCGUCGUGGUGCUAAUCACUCCCCUAUAAACCCGGGUCUGGACCACCAGCAGCAACAGCAGCAGCAGCAUCAGCUUAAUAUCGCGGGAACACAGUCCGGUCAGUUGAGUUUGACGAGUCAGCAGCAGUUGCUGAUACACCAACAAAUGGGUCAGGCACCUGGGAUUGGUGAGGUUCUACCCUCAAAAAAACAGAGCGUUGUUGAUAGACUCAAGAGGAGGAUGGACGGAUACCGUAAACAUCAGACUGAGUGUAUUCCUAGGUUUCAUCAGUGUUUUAAUGGUGUCUGUGAGCAGCAUAACCAGGACAUGCAGGUCCUCAAGCAGAAGAUUCAAGAGUCUAAUAAGUCUAAGCAGAGGCAGGCCAAGACUAAGGCUGAUAAGAAACCCAAUGAGGCUGUGGGUCUUUCCAGUAUUCAUGUGUGUGAAUUUUAA